This is a messenger RNA of Onthophagus taurus, 2771 nucleotides long. The record is from RefSeq and is a predicted model, not a curated record. NCBI's taxonomy places the organism in Eukaryota, Metazoa, Arthropoda, Insecta, Coleoptera, Scarabaeidae.
CCAUUAUUGAUCGGUUUUUGUUUACAUUCAAGCGAAAAUUAAUCAAUAAUUUUCUAACACUCGUUCUUUUACUUCAUUUCUAAGUUAUGUCUUUAUUUCAAACGAAAGAAUUAUGGUCAAAUCAAUGUUCGGAUUCCAAUGUGGAAGAGUUCGAUCAAAACGCGUUAAAAAUUUCACAAUUAAACGGGUCCCGCGAUAACAUUAUAGUCGGAAGUCAUAGUGGUGUAUUAAGAAUUUAUCAACCAAGCAUUUUCAUUCCCGGUGAUAUAAAUAAUUUUAAAGCGAAUGAUUUAUUGGUGGAAAAAGUUUUAGAUGUUCCUAUUCUACAAUUGGAUACUGGAAAAUAUGUUUCUGGAUCACAACAAAUUCAAAUAGCCCUUCUUCAUCCAAGAUCAUUAACUGUGUAUUCACUAACGAUUAAGGAUGCAAUAACAGAGCAUGGGGUACAAUUCAUUUUAGAAUUAUUAUACGAACACAAAUUACGAAGAACAAGUUUUAAUUUUACAUCCGGUUCGUUUGGAAACGUUCAAAAUCGAGAUUUUAUUUGUGUCCAAUCAUUAGAUGGUUUAUUAUCAUUUUUCGAACAAGAAACUUUCAAUUUUUGCUGUUUCUUAUCUGAUUUUUUACUCCCCGGGCCUUUAGUCUACGUUAGAUCAUCCGAUUCAUUUAUAACUUGUGGAUCGUCAUGGAAGUUGGAAUCAUAUAGUUAUAAAAAUUUAUCUAAUUGUGGGAGUGAUAAACAUGAUGAUGAUCGUGGACGAAAAGUACUUAGUAAUUGGAGUUAUAAUGUUGGAGAAGGAGUUUUAGAUAUUCAAACAAUUUACGACGAUGUUACAAGAACAAAUUUUAUUGCAGUUUUGGGUGAAAAACAUCUUUAUUGUUUUAAUGAUGGAGGAAAAUUGAGAUUUAUGAAAAAGUUUGAAUUUAUAUGUAUUUCUUUUCAUUUUUACUUUUUAAAUGAUGGAACCCCGAUGUUUCUUGUUAUCUCAGAUAAUAACACCAUGUUUAUUUAUCAACAAACAACCGUAAAAUGGUCUGCAAAAUUACAAUUUCUUCCUAUAGCUUCUUCUCGAUUAACUUAUUUACAUAUAAUGGGUUGUUUGGUUUUUCUUUCCGAAUCUGGAUUCUUACAAAUCAAUUAUUUAGGAACUGAUCCAAACAUUUUUUCAGCACCACCCUUAAAAAAUCAAGAACUUGAUUUUGAUGCUGCUGAAAAAGAGCUGGAAUCUUUACAGAAAAUAAUUCGAGGGAAUACACCAAUAGUAAACACACACAAUGAAAAUGAAUUGACAACAACAAUUUUUGUAUCACCACAUUUUAAAGAGUCGGAAAUAUCUUCAAACAGAAAAUAUUGUGAGAUACAAGUAGAAAUAAUUCCAAAAUCAAUUUUUGAAGAAGUGCACGUUUCUAUGUUUGUCCAACCACCUUUAAUCAUCAGCCCAAGAGCUCAUUAUUAUACGAAUUUCUCAAAUACCACCUCUGCGAUUAGUUACGUCCAUUUAGAGUCGACCAUUUCAAUUCCUAACCUAACUGUUGAAGUUUCUAUUUCGUGUAUUACAAGUUUGGGAGGAGUGAAACUAUAUCAAAAAAGAGCAGAAAUUCCGUUACAUUUAGUUAUGGAAAGUAGUGGGCCGCUUAAAGAAAGCGAAUGUAAAGUAACUUUAAAUAUUAAUGAAAAUCCGGUGUUGCUUUCAGAAUUAUUUCCUGAGUAUAUUGGUGAAAAUUCUUUUUCAAUGUCAAGUAAUGCUAUUGGAUUUAAAAUUGUGAAUAAUGAUGGUCCCGUUAUAACUUUGUUAACUGCUAAAUCUUCGCAACGAUAUCGUAUACAAAGUGAGGAUUUUUCAAGUUUAAAUGUUAUAGUUCAGGAAUUGAUAAGAAGAUUGGAAAAAUAUUAUGCUGCUAAAGAUAACUUUAAGAUAACUUUUACUUCUUCCUUACCUGUUAUGGAUGUUAUUAAGUAUAUUCAGGAACAUUUUCAGAUUGUUCAAGAUAUAAAGAAGUUACAGAGUGAAUUGCAAAUUUUAUCAAGUCAAUUUCGACUCAUUCAAAAACGAUUAGUAGUAAAAUAUAACCAGAAAAAUCCUACUUCGUUAGCUAAUUUAGACAUUGUACUGCACGAUACUUUUGAAGACAUCAUGAGAGUUGGCGAGAAUUUAACCGAACGAAAAGAUUUACUAUUGAAGGCUCAAAUAAAAUUAUCUAGUGCAUUACAACUAAUAAGUACUUUAAUAAAAUUAUUGGAUAACAACAACAACGCAAAUGUUAUUGAUGCUGCUUUAUGCACUUACGUUUUUGACAUAGAAAAUCAGAAUUGGGAAGAUGUUGUCGAUACUACUUUAUGUUACUUGAUAAGGACAGUUUUGUCUAAAUCUGAAAAAGAUAAACAUAGAGCACCACAUACAUCAUUCGAAGAAGUUAAAGAUAUUAAUAAAUUAGAAAAACAUUUUAGCCAAGUUUUGGAUCGAGUUAGUAAAAGAAGAUCAAAUACCGAAAAAGAAAUCACACAUGAUACAGAACCUUCUGAAGUUGUUACCGCAAAAAGUGAAGAUGUAGAAGAAUUUGGAACAGAAAUCGCUAAAUCUAGUUCAAGAAUAUUAACAGCAAGAAGAAACUUACUUAGCCGAACACAAAAACUUGUUGAAUAAAAAUAAUUUAGAAAAAAUACCUAAAUAUAUGUGAUAAUGGAUAGAAACAAAUUUUAUUUCAACAAUCCUAUCAUUUUUAUAUCACAAUUGUUAAUAAUUGAAAGAAAUCGUGUGGUUUGUAGAAAA